This is a messenger RNA of Diospyros lotus (date-plum), 4499 nucleotides long. RefSeq names its product protein SPA1-RELATED 2. The coding region runs from base 422 to 3610 and encodes 1062 amino acids. NCBI's taxonomy places the organism in Eukaryota, Viridiplantae, Streptophyta, Magnoliopsida, Ericales, Ebenaceae. Gene Ontology annotation, molecular function: protein kinase activity; protein binding; ATP binding. The record is from RefSeq and is a predicted model, not a curated record. The transcript has 8 exons. Gene Ontology annotation, biological process: protein phosphorylation; photomorphogenesis.
AAACAAACGUGUGGGUGGCAGAGAAUACAGAUACUUUUGCCAUUUGAGGUAAGUACGAGCUACCCGUCUCAUCUCCUUCGCCUUGUUCACACGUUGCAGGUCUAGGGUUUCUAUUUUCUCGCUUCGCAAAAUAAAAUUUCCCCCCUCCUGCGCUCUCUAUUUCUGGUUUUCCUCAAUCAAUUACAGCAUCUUCUUGCUUGAUUAUCCCGAUUAUGGAUCAGGUACGCUCAAUGGUUCAAUACCCUUCCGCUGCUUGUUAUGCCGAACUAUUUUGAUUUCUUUACAGUAUUGGAGUUUGACGACUUCUUGUUUGGUUGCUGGGUAAAUUGGAAGCUGCUCUGAACUGUAUUGCGCUGUUUUGGCGGCAGAAUGUUAUGCUGUUCCAUUAAGCAGAUGAUGGAAUGAAGUUUGCCCAAACAGCAUGGAGCCAGGACUGGGUGACGAAGUGGCUGCAAUAGAUGCUGUUGGUGGGAAAUACCUGCAAGGAAAAGAUGGUGAUCAUUCACUGAAAGCAGAAAGUGGCAGUUUAUUGGAAUCACAUGAAAUGACUACACCUGGUGAGAGCCAAUAUUAUAGGGGCUUCUCCCCUGCACUUGGAACUAUUUUGGAGGGUAAGGAACUGGUUAGAGGCGGCAUGUUGGAACAUCAAUGUGCUACUCCUCAUUCUAUAGGUGAUACAGGGAUCAUGGUUGAAGAGUUAACUCUGAAAAACUUUAACAGCCAAAGCUUACCUAUAGUGGGAACCUCCAACAAUAGAGAUAAAGCACAGACUAGGCAGAACCAGUGGCAAAAUUUCUAUCAGAUAACAAGUGGGAUAGGAACUGCCAGCACAUGGCCAGGUGCUCUACAAGACUGUGGCCAGCCUACAGCAAGUGCAUGGGAGGAUGUUGGUUACACAGUUUUUCCUGAGUUAUUGAGCCAGAAUCCGUCAAAUGAGGAUCACAACAAUGACAUGGAACAUCAACCCAAUAAUGAAAACAAUGCUGCUGCAAGCAAUGUCUCAACACCAUGUGGAGGUAUCAGGACAAAAAUUCUUUCCAACUCUGGGUUCUCCCAGUAUUUUGUAAAGAAUACAUUAAAAGGUAAGGGGGUUAUAUAUAAAGGUCCUGCUCGUGAAGCAUCUGGCAUGGAGCUUAGGGGCAAGACUAGUUCAAAGGCUGCCAGUAAUGCUGUGGUAGCUAUCAAUGCACCAUUAUGUUCUAGCAUUAAGACUUCAGUGAUUCCUACUCGUGGUAUUGUUGGGGGUGAACUGGGGCCUUAUCUCAAUGGUUUUCAUGAUGGAGUCACUUUGAGAGAAUGGCUCAGAGGUGGGAAAUAUAAGGCAGAUAAAGUCAAGAGCUUGUAUAUAUUUCGGCAGAUUGUGGAUCUUGUAAAUUUCUCUCACUCUAGAGGAGUUAUGUUGCAUGACCUACGGCCUUCUUGCUUUAAGUUGCUACCAUCAAAUCAGGUUGUAUACAUUGGCUCUUCUGUGCGGCAAGGAACUGCCAAGGAUCUUAUAGAUCAAGAUAGUCGUCUCUUAGAAAAUGAUCGAAAUGAGAAAAGGCCAAUAGAACAGGCCAUGCACCCUUAUCUUAGUCAAGUGUUAAAGAAGCAAAAGUUUGGGGAAAGCCUCAACUCAGUCAGACAGUGGCCCAUGUUUCCAUCACGAUCUGGCUCUAAAGCUUCCACUGCCAAUAUUGCUGGUUCACAUGAUUCCUGGAAUGAACGUAACAAGGAGCACAGACUGAGAAGUGCAUGCAAGAGUGAAGGCAACUCUGCCAGCCCUGAUGGAUCUGAUACAUCUCCAUUGAUGUCUGCUUGUGGAGGUGAUCCAUUGGAAGAGAAGUGGUAUACCAGUCCUGAGGAGCUUAGUGGGAUGGGUUGCACAUUUCCGUCAAAUAUCUAUGUUCUGGGUGUUUUUCUCUUUGAGUUGCUUGGGUCGUUUGACUCUGAAAGGGCACGUGCCACUGCCAUGUCAGAUCUGCGCCAUAGGAUUCUUCCACCAAAUUUUCUGUCAGAGAAUCCUAAGGAAGCUGGAUUCUGUCUUUGGUUACUUCAUCCUGAACCAUUAUCACGGCCAACAGCAAGGGAAGUUCUGCAGUCUGAUGUUAUGAGUGGAAUUCAAGAAUCAGUUGGAGAUGAGCUGUCAUCAUCUAUUAACCAAGAUGAUACUGAAUCAGAAUUAUUACUACAUUUCCUAGUCUCAUUGAAAGAUCAAAGGCAGAAUGAUGCCUUGAAGCUAGUUGAAGAUAUUAAAUUCCUGGAAACAGAUAUUGUAGAGGUAGAAAGACGACAAACAAGAAAACCAUUAGUUCUUUCUUGCUCGAGGGAUUCUCUUGAUGCUAGGGGAAAUAGGUUUCUUCACAGCGGAUCCUCUGCAUUUGAGGUGCACCGUAAGUUAACCCCUAGAACAAAUAAUGAAUUGAUGUUGAAAAAUAUUGAUCAUCUGGAAAGGGCAUACUUUGCCAUGAGAUCCAGUGUUGAACUUUCUGAGAGCAAUGUGGCCACACGCCCAGAUAAAGAAUUACUGAAAGAAAGAGAUAAUGUGUAUCGGGCACAGAAUGAUAAAGAUGAAAACAUGCCAUCAGAUGAUCUUGGUGCUUUCUUUAGUGGUUUGUGCAAGUAUGCUCGUUAUAGUAAGUUUGAAGUGCGUGGAACAUUAAGGAAUGGAGAUUUUCAAAAUUCUGCAAAUGUAAUCUGCUCUUUGAGUUUUGAUCGAGAUCAGGAGUAUUUUGCUGCUGCUGGGGUAUCAAGGAGAAUAAAGAUUUUUGAGUUUCAGGCACUCCUUAAUGAAGCCGUUGAUAUCCAUUAUCCAGCAGCUGAAAUGUCUAACAAAUCAAAGCUCAGCUGCAUUUGCUGGAAUAGCUAUAUCAGGAAUUAUUUGGCUUCAACUGACUAUGAUGGCAUAGUCAAGCUAUGGGAUGCAGGAACAUGUCAAGGGUUUUCUCAGUAUAUUGAACACAAUAAAAGGGCUUGGUCUGUGGACUUUUCUCAAGUGGAUCCUACAAAAUUAGCCAGUGGAAGUGACGAUUGUACUGUAAAACUCUGGAAUAUUAAUGAGAGGAACAGUUUAUGCACAAUCAGGAACAUUGCAAAUGUCUGCUGUGUUCAAUUUUCUGCUCAUUCUUCUCAUUUGCUAGCCUUCGGCUCGGCUGAUUACAAAACUUACUGCUAUGAUCUUCGGAAUGUUUCAAGCCCCUGGUGUAUAUUGGCUGGCCAUGACAAAGCUGUUAGCUAUGUGAAAUUUUUGGACUCUGGAACUCUUGUUUCUGCAUCCACUGACAACACUCUAAAGCUUUGGGAUCUCAAGAAAACCAGCUCAACAGGCUUUUCAACCAGUGCUUGCAUCUCAACCCUCAAAGGGCACACUAAUGAAAAGAACUUUGUGGGUUUAUCUGUUGCGGAUGGGUACAUAGCUUGUGGUUCAGAGACAAAUGAGGUGUAUGCUUAUUAUAGAUCCCUGCCUAUGCCAGUCACUUCUCACAAGUUUGGUUCUGUUGAUCCUAUUUCUGGUAAAGAGACUGAUGAUGAUGGUGGACAGUUUGUUUCAAGUGUGUGCUGGAGACCGAAAUCUGACAUGCUUGUGGCUGCCAAUUCCACUGGGUGUAUAAAAGUGCUGCAGAUGGUUUAAAAUUAGAGUGGAUUGUUCUCCACCUUUUCUGAAGAACUGGAAUCCUCCUUAGAAGGCUUCUUUGCAGCUUGAGACCCCACGCAAUUUCAUCUAGUGGAUUUUUUGGCCAAGGACUUGACUGUGAAGCAAGAUGAUAUUCUGAAAAAUGGAAACGAUCUGGGGUAUUACCCAAUUUGCAAGCUGGAAGGAUAUAAGCCUACUAACCGCUGUAUACUGCAGCUCUUAAGCCCUUAAAAGAAAAGCCAGCGGUUCUGUGAAACUGGCGCCAUUUCUAGAUCUCAAGGAUCUGGCUGUUUGUGUGAAGAUUCCACUAUUGAGAGGUUAAAAAAUUUUUGUUACCACAAAAUGAGAGAUUACAGAAGAGGAUUGUCUUGCAGCUGCUAGGAGGUGCCGACAUAACUGCUUUGAGUGACAUCAUCAAGGUCAAGAUAUAUCUGAACUAGUUGAUUGCUUAUAUGAAGUGAAUUUUCCAGGGCACUGAAGGGCAAUCAACUGGUUAUGGCUCAAGAAGUUGUACUGGAUGAACCCAGUUUUCCACAGCUUCUCCGAAGCAAUAUGCUGGUGCGUCCUUCUAAGUUUGAAGGACUUGCAUCUUUAACUGAGGUAUACCGUAUUUCUUCACACGAGCAUUUCCACUCACCAAAUUUCUCUUCUUGUUUUUAUCCAGUUGUACUUAAACACAAUGAAGCAUAAAAGGUAGCCUUUCUUGUACAGUUCACUGUAAGCGGGAGCAGAUACUGUAAAUUUUCCCCCUUGCAUAUAUAUAUGAUCGUUUCUAAGGAAGAAAUGGCAGUAUGUUGGAUUUUGUCUGUUGGUGAGAGCAAAUAUUGUAAAAUUUCCCCUUUAUAUAUGAUUGUUUCUGCGGUAGAAAUGGCAGUAUGUUGUUUAU